UUGGAGUGAUAUACUCCUCUCCAUUUUAUGUGUUCUGCUCUUCAUCUUCUUCUCCUGAAAUUCUCUCCAUUUUCUUUGAAAAAAAAUUUGAACAUGUAAGCCUCUCUCUGCAGGUCAUCUUAAAUCUGUUGGCACCAAAAAGAAAAGUUCAAAGUGGCCGAGCGAAAUGGAUCAUUGGGUUGAUUUGGUUUGUGUAUUUUCCCGCAAACUAGGUUGCUACAUCUAGCAUGGAACUCAUCUUACACAGCAACAGUCCCAAGUCAAGCUGCCCUCCUAUUGACAUCAUUGCCUUUUGGACACCCUUUCUCUUGGUGCACCUUGGUCGUCCCGACGCCAUUACCUCUUAUUCUCAACAGGAUAAUGCGUUGUGGCAAAGGCACUUUCUUGCGUUCUUGUCGCAGGUUUUUUCUACUAUCUACGCCUUCUUUAAGUCCUCACCAAAUAACGAGCCUUGGCUCGCAACCAUCCUAGUGUUACUUGCGGGCAUAAUCAAUACUUUGGGCGGACCCUUGCUCUUAACCGUGCAAGCUUUGAGAAAUUAGGAAAAAAUUGGGUGCCUGUCCGCGGGAAAACUGGACUAGUCAUUCCAAAACAGUUCCAUGAUGGAGAACCACAAAUCAAUAUCAGGAACUGCAGUUCUACUCUUCAGCAAUUUAAAGGGGAUACUUGUUGGCCCUCUUCCAAAGGAAAAGGAACUAAAGCGAAUCAUAGAAAGGAUCAUGUUGCGAAGGAGUGAUGGAGAAGUGCUUCGGAUUUUUGAGAUUGAGCUAAGCCUUUUGUAUGAGGUUCUUCACACCAAGUUGCCCCUGUUAGACAGCAAGACUGGAUCCUAUUUCCGUAUGGCAAAUUUUGGUUGCAUCUUGGUUGCCUUGAUUUCGUUCUCAUUGGUUAAGAAGCACUACAAGUUGGAGUUGUCUGACAUCUUGAUAACCUAUGGUUUGCUGAUCGGGGCAUUAGCAAUGGAUGUCUUAUCUUUCAUAUUAAUUAAAAGCUUAGAUUGGUUUGCAAUUUCUCACAUCCAAGAUGGAUCUCAACUUAUCAACAAUUAGAUGCGGCCCACCAUGAUGGCCGGUGUAUUGGACAAUUGGAAAGAUGAGUAUAAAAGAACAUCUAAACAGACCAGGUCAAUAGUACCCUGGAAGUUUUUCUCAAAUGAGAGGAGUUUUGCUAAAAAGAUCUUGUUCGGGUCCCAGGAAGUAAAAGUAAGAAUAGAAGAAGAAGAUGAAGAUGAAGAAAUGAAGUUAUUAUUUGAAGCAGUUGAGGUUGCCCGUGGGCUCGAAUGGGAGGAUGGUUAUCCAUGGGAGGGAAUUGGCAAAGUUUGGGUACAAUUGAUGUGCUAUGUUGCUACUAAAUGCAGGCCGAAUGUCCAUGCAGAUCAACUAAGCAAGGGUGGAGAACAUCUCACGUUCGUUUGGUUGUUGAUGAGUCAUUUUGGUUUUGGAAGUAAAUACAGAAAGUUGAGAGAAUAGUUCCAAAAUGAACCUGAAAGAAAACAGGGGGAAGAAUAAGGAUCAUUUAUGUGUCUUCGACUUAUAUAUGGAAUUGGAUUCUCUAUUGUCUUAAAUUGUUUAUUGUAUUAUGUUAAAGUAAUUUUGUACUAAAUUUCUGUAUUUAAA
Rubroshorea leprosula is the source of this 1616-nucleotide messenger RNA. Lineage: Eukaryota; Viridiplantae; Streptophyta; Magnoliopsida; Malvales; Dipterocarpaceae. The record is from the annotation of a GenBank genome assembly.